AUUAACCGGAAAGGCGAGCACCCUGCCUCGUAUGCGCUGCAGUUUGGAUUAGUACGGAGGCGAAAAAGCUAGAGUCGGGCGACAGUAGAAACCUCAAAUCCUGUAAAAGACCUUCCUGACGUUCCUUGAUCAUCCCUCUACCGUUGCAUUUAGGUUUUAUCUGUACCUGUACAUUAAACCAAAUUAAAAUGAUUGCUCCGUCAUUCGCUCUCACUCGCAGCGCCAUCGCAGCUCGUCAGUUCUCCGUCCUGGGCCGAUCCCUCACGUCAAUGAGCGUGGUGCCGCGGACUGGUAAGCAAACGGAAUUACCAUCCGUAUCGCUGGUGCCAGCUCACCGCACCUUCAGCAAUCCCCAGUUUAGCCAAGUAUUGCGAUCCCUACAGACCAGUGCUGCACGGAUGGAUAUCGACUCCGCUGCAAAGUUUAUCGGAGCUGGAGCGGCCACAGUAGGAGUAGCCGGAUCAGGAGCUGGAAUCGGAAGCGUCUUUGGAAGUUUAAUCAUCGGAUAUGCGCGCAAUCCUUCCCUGAAACAACAGCUCUUCUCCUAUGCCAUUUUGGGUUUCGCUUUGUCUGAAGCCAUGGGUCUGUUCUGUCUGAUGAUGGCUUUCCUUUUGCUGUUUGCUUUCUAAACUACUUGGCAUGUGUUGUUUCAAAUAAUUCAAGCCGGCUCUGUGGCUGGACAUCUACAAGGUUCUUCGGAUGACUUUAAUUUAAAUGAUACACCACCAAGUAACGCCUAAACGAUGUUGAUUAUAAAUGGGAAUUCGUGGUUUGUGUCACUUUGUGUGCAGUUGCAGUUAGGACGUACGUGCAGGCUAACAUUUUAGUGUUUCAUUUGUCUUUGGUUCCGUUUGGUAAAUAAAAGUGAUUUUCAACGGCGG
Paramacrobiotus metropolitanus is the source of this 881-nucleotide messenger RNA. Its product is annotated as ATP synthase lipid-binding protein, mitochondrial-like. Gene Ontology annotation, molecular function: proton transmembrane transporter activity. Lineage: Eukaryota; Metazoa; Tardigrada; Eutardigrada; Parachela; Macrobiotidae. The coding region runs from base 189 to 629 and encodes 146 amino acids. The transcript is spliced from 3 exons. The record is from RefSeq and is a predicted model, not a curated record. Gene Ontology annotation, biological process: proton transmembrane transport; proton motive force-driven ATP synthesis.